CUCCGGUGUUGCAGUGGCCCAGGCUAUCCGCAACGAGAUGGAUUACAGCGGGCUGCAGGCAGAUAGCUCAAAGUCAGUGGGCACUGUCUGCUCGUUGAACCUGCAGAACGAUGGAUAGAUGGCCACACACAAGAAGAAACAAACAGCUCAUCAUUGCUCAGUGAGUGUACGUGAAUCAGCCUCUGUCUCUGUCUGUCUGCUUCUACAUGCAUACGUGAUGAAUAGGGCAGGGAUGCCCUGCGCGUGGAGGCCUGCCCCGAUCUGCUUCAUUAAUCUCGUCUUCCCCCCACGCGAAAAACGAGUGAUAAUCAUUGGCUCCACACGGACCACACGGUCGCGGUCGUUCGCUUUAUAGUGCCCGACAAGCUUUCGCAAAAUGUCACCGACUCGCUCCUGGCCGAUGUAGGGCUGCCGCUGACUGGGGUCGAGAGCGAUGCUUGGCACAUCUCGGACGCCAGGAUCAAUGGGCUCGGUGAGCCUGGCGACGCUGAUAAGGUCGCCAGCCUUGAGCUCCACAGCAUUUCUGUCGCUGACACCCAGCGGUCCGACCUGCCCGGCAGACUCGACAGCUGAGUCUGACACAGACAAACAGACAGGCACACAGAACUUGAGUGAGUGCUUGUCCGCCUCGUCCUCUCUCGCUGGCUGGCUGGCUGUCUCGCUCCACCCAUCCAGCCAGCUAAGGAAGGAAGUGUACCUUCGGGGAACUCGCCGCUCGUGGCAGUUCCUUGACUCAUCGGCACCAGCCUCGUGGCUGUCUUGAGCCGCCUCACUCGCCGCCAGGCAACACCGCUGCGGCCGCGCUGGUUCGCAUGUAGGAAUGUCAUAGAUGCCGGCACCGCCCUCUCAGCCACGGAGCACAGGAGCCAUCCUCCCAGGAUGACGAACAAGUACAAGACAGCCAUCAUCCACCCAGCGGUGAAGCGACACUGAGGAUGGAUCAUAAAAGCCUAAGCUCAGCUGGGGGUUCCCACACUGCAGUCAGUCAAACUACAACACAAACAAACAGGCACAACCACAAACAGGCCAUCAUGGCCGUGAUGUGCAGUGCAAUCAACCAACGUCAUGCUGGAUGGUCUCACUCACCACGGAUCUGAUCUGCCGCAGGUUCCUUCACCGUCGAUGACACCACGAGGCUGACCACAGCAAGGAGCAACUUCAUGCAAUGCACCAGCUGGCCGACUCUUGAAUCACGGACGGAAUCGAGCUGUUCGGUCGCUGCUUCACACGCACGUUCGUGCUAUGUAUUGCCACACCUGUUCUCGCAAUGAAGCACUCAAGCCACAGGUCCAGCAUCUACACGCGCACGCUCUUUCCUC
Vitrella brassicaformis is the source of this 1319-nucleotide messenger RNA. The record is from the annotation of a GenBank genome assembly. NCBI's taxonomy places the organism in Eukaryota, Vitrellaceae.